Molecule: messenger RNA, 1239 nt
Organism: Aureobasidium melanogenum CBS 110374
Lineage: Eukaryota; Fungi; Ascomycota; Dothideomycetes; Dothideales; Saccotheciaceae
Product: FYVE-domain-containing protein
Exons: 1
Coding region: 1-1239 (412 amino acids)
Molecular function (GO): zinc ion binding
Source: RefSeq, a predicted model, not a curated record
AUGGCUGAUGAGGUUAUUGUUCCACGAUGGCAGCCGGACGACGAGCUCUCGGCAUGCUCUAUAUGUGCGAACUCUUUUACCUUUCUCAACCGGAGACAUCAUUGUAGAAGAUGUGGCAGGCUCGUUUGUGGGCCUUGCUCGCCUCAUCGCAUUACGAUACCGCGCCAGUACAUUGUCCACCCGCCAGAAGAGCCCUUGAACCUUGAUGGUGGCACAAGAAGCCGAAGCAGUACAGGACCUUCUGACUACCCUGAUAAUCCGGCUCUGGGUGGUGGAGAGACUGUCCGAGUCUGUAAUCCUUGUGUGCCCGAUCCAAACUAUGGACCUCCGCCUCAGCAGCAGGACGAACAAAGAUCACCGCCACCUUCAACACGGUCACGUGCUGUGACUUAUGCCGCAGACGAAGGGGCAACAUCAGGCAUAAGUUUUGCCAGAUUGUUUGGCUCGCUGGGCGUAUCCGAUUCAGAUCAGACUACCUGCCAAUCUGCGCCUCACAGUACUCGGACACUGAGCGAUUUUAAUGGCACUCCACCUCAAUCAACAGACAGGCGAGGAUCGUAUCGACCACAAUUACACACAGCGAGGUAUCAGGCUUUGAAUAGUGUACCUCAGCGUCCGAGAUCAUCAACUCAGGGAAUUCGCACCCGCUCAGACAAUGAUACUGGACAUUUAUCACGAACACGAUACCGAUCCUCCUCGCAUACACCAACGCCAAUCGCAGCUACGCAGGCCGCAAAGGUCCAAAUGCAGCGACCGCAAGGUCGGGAAGUAUUGGGUGAGGAAGAUGAAUGUCCUGUGUGCGGUACUAGGAAUUACCCUUUUGGCGCAAAUGACACCAGCGGCACAAGCGAGGAGCGAGAACGACACGUUCAGUUUUGCAUUUCAAGCCAUCUAGCAGGACCCAGCCACGGGGGAACGGCAGCAGAAACACCAGAUCAGACAGGGUCAGGCGAGACCGAGACCGAGACCAUGGCUGUUGGUAGCGUGCCACAGCGAGCGGCAAACAUGCUUGGGGCCAACACGGCGAGGCAGCGCAUGCUAGUAUAUCAUGCAACCGAGAAGGACUUUUUUGACGAAGAUGGAAACGCACAGGAGUGUAUAAUCUGCUUUGAGGAGUUUGAAGAAGGGGCUGAGAUGGGCAGAUUGGAAUGUCUAUGCAAAUUCCACCGAGCGUGCAUCAAGGGGUGGAUGGAAACACGAGGUCGAGGCACGUGUCCAACACAUCAAUUGCAUGAUUGA